AUUGUGUUGCCUCCAAUCUCUCUCCUUCAAUACUUCGUAUACAUCAAUACUUCAAAAUCAAACCUAAUGCAGCUCGAAAACCUCAUAUACAUUAGCAAUUAGUGAAAGAAAUCAACAAUUGUUUCCAGUUUUUUCUGCAAUUUAUGGUUUGAAAAACUUCAUCUACAUCCUUAUUGUGCAAUUCGUGAUUUCAAUUUUUUUUGCUGCAAUUCGUGAUUUCAACUUGUUUCAAUGGAGGCUUAUCCUGAAUACCUUCUUCAUAGUGGUCAAUGGACUAAUGACAAUAAAUUUGUCAAUUUUGUUGCUGAUUGUAUUGCUAUUGGGUCUACCUUCAACUUUGAAAAUUUAGUUAAAGCAAUUUCAAAGCAGAUCAGACUAGAUACUCAGUUGAAUGCAUUAGAAAUUAAGUUUGUUCCAAGGGAUGGUUUGAUGCCUAUCCUAGUCUACAAUGAUACUGGAGUUCAGGUCUAUAUCGAAUUGAAAAAGAAAAAUCCAGAGUUUACCGACUUUGCGCUCUAUGUCACGGUGAAGAAGGUUGAGAAUGAUUCAGUUGCUAUAAGCUCGAGUGGUAUAAAUAGAGGCAAUUUUGUACAAGAGGUUGAUACAAUAGAUAUGAUUGAGAAUGAAAGUGAUAAUGAAUAUAUUGAAAACAAGUAUUUUGGUAUAAUAGAUGAUAUGUUACACAAAGAGGUUGAGGAGGAUCAGGUUUAUAAGAACAAGGAAACUGUUGUUAGUGUGAUGCAUAACUAUGUUAUUCAGAAUAAUUUCCAGUUUAAGGUGAAGAGAUCAAGUAAAUCAAGGUAUCACCUUUCAUGUGUGGAUGAAGAUUGUGUUUGGUUUUUCAAAUCUUCUGCCAUAUACAAGGCAGAAAUAUUCAAGGUGAGAAGUUUCAAUAAUGUUCAUACAUGCUCGUUUAGUGAAAGAUUCUUGACACAACGUCAUGCUACUUCUAAAGUAGUUGCAAGUAUAAUCAAGGACAAAUGUGUUGAUCCAAAAACAAUUUACACUGCAAAUGAUAUUAUAAGUAGGGGUGGGCGUUCGUCAAAUCCAGGAACGAUUACAAAAUUGCACAAAUCAGAAGAUGGGCGCUUUCUCUAUGUAUUUGUUUCGCUGUUCGCAUGCAUUAAGCGGUGGGAAUAUUGCAGGCCAAUAAUGGUAGUUGUUGGAAGAUUUCUUAAAGCAGCAUACAAGGGUACCAUAUUGACUGCUUGCACACAAGAUGGAGCUGGUGAGUUGACUGUAUCUAUUUUCUGA
Molecule: messenger RNA, 1254 nt
Organism: Lycium ferocissimum
Lineage: Eukaryota; Viridiplantae; Streptophyta; Magnoliopsida; Solanales; Solanaceae
Exons: 3
Coding region: 232-1254 (340 amino acids)
Source: RefSeq, a predicted model, not a curated record